AUGACAAUAAGGCGUUUACUGCAUACUACAGUCUAUCAGUAUGCGCGUAAAAACCAUUAUGAUACUCUACAGUUAAACCACCGCGCAGACAAGAAGACGAUUAAAGCCCAGUACUAUCGACUGUCAAAGAAGUACCAUCCCGAUCUGAAUCCGAAUGACAAGGAAGCACAUGAAAAAUUUUUAGAGGUUAAUGAAGCUUAUGCAGUACUCGGCAAUGAAGCGAGUAAAAGAAAAUAUGACAACGAGUUAAGUCCUUCGACAGGUGGAGGUAAUUAUUCAAGGUCAGGAGGUGGUAAUUAUGCCCAUGCAUGGCAAUUCAAACGAAGGACACCUCGAGCCACGGGAUCAGCAAGUGCAAGAGAACAAGCAGAAAGAAUGAAGAAUCACAAGGGACCUUUGUUUAAUGAACAAGAGCAUUAUACACGUCAUUAUGAAGCAGAAGAGAAACGGCGUCAAAAAAGAAUGGAGCAAGCAGCAGAACGGCGAAAAGCUGCAGGAGUGCAUGAUGUAAAUGCGUCUAAAGAGAAUAACACAUGGAGUCGAUUCUGGAGGUUAGGCGUAAUUUUAUCAGUUAUUGCAUAUGCAACUCAAGUCCUUCACUAA
Messenger RNA from Rhizopus microsporus ATCC 52813, 603 nucleotides. RefSeq names its product DnaJ-domain-containing protein. The transcript has a single exon. The record is from RefSeq and is a predicted model, not a curated record. Lineage: Eukaryota; Fungi; Mucoromycota; Mucoromycetes; Mucorales; Rhizopodaceae. Bases 1 to 603 code for a protein of 200 amino acids.